Westerdykella ornata is the source of this 885-nucleotide messenger RNA. RefSeq lists its product as uncharacterized. The coding region runs from base 98 to 580 and encodes 160 amino acids. The transcript has a single exon. Lineage: Eukaryota; Fungi; Ascomycota; Dothideomycetes; Pleosporales; Sporormiaceae. The record is from RefSeq and is a predicted model, not a curated record.
CCACUCGCCAUCAACACUCUCCAGACGUCACUUCUCUAUACUCUCUCUCUCUCUCUCUCUCUCUCUCUUCUCCUUCUAGACGUCUUCUUCGUCAACUAUGUCAUCAAUAUACUGGCAGCGUCUUAAACCACUGGGUUCGAGUGGAACUGCUGUUCCAAUUUCGGCUUCUCCAUCUAGAAAUCUGGAUGGCGAGUCCGUCCCCCGGGAAGUCUUGUUUUUGUCAUCACCAUGGAACUUGUGCUGGCAUUCUUUGAUUCUUUUCUCGAGAAGAAACAUCAUCUUAUUCCCCAGUAUUCUCUGUGCCAGCUUUGAUUUUGAGCAUUGGAGUGUUCGACUCAGGGCCUGCUCGGCGGGUAAUGUCGUUGGCUGGUACGAUACUCUAUUCCUGGGUUUGGAGCAUCAAAUUCGUUCCACGGAAACCGACCGCUCCUACCACGGCAAUUCUCUGUCCACAGCAUGUACACCACCUUCAUCGCCUCCUCGAUCUGAGCGAGAGUUGCAGACCGGACAAUCGCCGGGUGCCCAUGCCGCGUCCGAGCUCGUAAGUCCGGCCUCGACAGGAGCUGGCAGAUUUUACUGACCAGCGUGCGCGAUAUUCCACUUUUUCUCCCUUUCUCGCCUCCAGUCAUUUUGUCUUAACGUGAAUGCGUUGAGCCGCGAUGGCGUACUUGAGGUGAGCCAACUCACGUUCCUGAAUCUGCUCACAAUCCUGCAGAUCGCCCAACCUUUCGGCGCACUGGAAAAGAGCCUUAGACACUCGGCCUUGAAGCAGUUAGGACAAUAUGGCAUACGUAGAGAUGCCGAGCGGUGGAUUUCCUGGUGGCAUUUCGUGGCGAAUCGAGGCGGGUGCGCCGUCCGUUGGAUCAAGUAAUGGAAGUCGGGAUG